Gregarina niphandrodes is the source of this 1305-nucleotide messenger RNA. RefSeq names its product putative DEAD box ATP-dependent RNA helicase. The record is from RefSeq and is a predicted model, not a curated record. Bases 1 to 1305 code for a protein of 434 amino acids. Gene Ontology annotation, biological process: P-body assembly; cytoplasmic stress granule assembly. Gene Ontology annotation, cellular component: cytoplasmic stress granule; P-body. NCBI's taxonomy places the organism in Eukaryota, Apicomplexa, Conoidasida, Eugregarinorida, Gregarinidae. The transcript has 2 exons. Gene Ontology annotation, molecular function: RNA helicase activity; ATP binding; mRNA binding.
AUGACAAGCGAAGCGAACGCUGGUGCGCCGCCUGCGGUGGCAUUGGCGAGUCCGGAGUCUACGGCGCCAGCGUCGUCAGGUACGAAGGUGGCAGCGGGUGGGGAUGGGUGGUCGGGUGUAUCUCGACCGGCGGCGAAGGAUUUGCGAGUGAAGACGGAGGAUGUGACCAAGACGAGAGGUACGUCGUUUGAUGACUUCUUUCUGAAUCGCGAGUUGCUGAUGGGAAUUUACGACAUGGGUUUUGAAAAGCCGUCACCGAUCCAAGAAGAGUCAAUCCCGCUGGCGUUGGCUGGCCGGAAUAUCCUGGCGCGUGCUAAGAACGGUACUGGCAAGACGGCUGCGUUUGUGGUGCCGGUACUGGAGCGCAUUUCGAUCCAGAAGCGGAAUAUCCAGGCCUUGAUCCUCGUUCCCACUCGUGAGCUGGCUCUCCAGACCUCCUCCGUGGUCAAGGAGCUGGGAAAACACAUGGGUGUGCAAUGUAUGGUAUCUACCGGUGGCACCAGUCUCCGCGAAGACAUUCUGCGUCUCUACUCUCCCGUUCACGUGCUUGUCGCAACACCCGGCCGCAUCCUAGACCUGGCCGAAAAACACGUUGCAGACCUCAGUGGAUGCGGCGUUGUCAUACUCGACGAAGCAGACAAACUUCUUAGCUACGAACUGCAACCUAUCUGCGAAGACUUACUCUCCUUCCUACCAGAGUAUCGACAGAUAUUACUUUUCUCAGCUACAUUCCCCGUCAACGUGCGUGACUUCAGGGAUAAAUAUUUGCCUGAUGCACAUGAAAUUAAUCUCAUGGAAGAACUCACACUCAAAGGCGUUACCCAAUUCUAUGCAUUCGUAGAGGAAAGACAGAAGGUACAUUGCCUCAAUACUCUCUUCAGCAAACUACAAAUCAACCAAGCCAUCAUCUUCUGCAACAGCGUGGCUCGCGUCGAACUACUAGCCAGAAAGAUUACCCAACUCGGCUACUCCUGCUUCUUCAUACACGCCAGAAUGAUACAAAGUCAUCGAAACCGCGUUUUCCAUGACUUCAGGAAUGGAGCAUGCAGAUGCUUAGUUAGCACUGAUCUCUUUACAAGAGGCAUAGAUAUUCAGUCGGUGAACGUGGUAAUCAACUUUGAUUUCCCGCGCAACAGUGAGACGUAUUUGCAUCGCAUUGGUAGGUCCGGAAGAUUUGGACAUUUGGGGUUGGCAAUUAACAUGAUUACGUAUGAGGAUAGAUUUAAUCUUUAUCGUGUUGAACAAGAACUUGGAACUGAAAUCCAGCCAAUUCCUUCUCACGUGGACACUGCUCUUUACACCUAA